GGUCUUAUCUACGCUAAUAACAUUCUGAACGAUAAAUUUUGCUCUGAGCCUGACGCCUGUCGACUGUCGAGUACUGUAAGUGCCUAAUGCCGAUGACCGCCAAGUGCUAACUGUCGACAUCGACAUGGCCAGUCGUAGUGAUGAGUGUUUUCGGCGGUGAACUUUGUCUUUGUGUCAUCGGAAACCAUAGAAUUAAGAUAAACGUCAUCUGACUGUGCUGGUCGUUGGUGUUGAAUUUUCGCCACCAGCUCAAAUGAUAUGAUAUAUAUAUCUGCUGAUUGUGAUUGAUUGGUUGUGCAAGAAUCGAGUUGGUGUUUAUUAUUGUUUUAUAAGUUUUCAAUCAAAAGUUCCAAAGUUUGAGGCAAAAUCGUUUUCCUAUCUUACCAUUGCCCAUAUACUUUUUUUUUACUGAAUCGAGUUAUUCGGUUUAUAUUAAACCAUUAGGUAUUUCUAUGCAUGUUGAUCAUUGGAUUUCUUUUACCCAGGAUAUGAUAUGGAGAAAACUCAAGAAACUGACACAACCGCACUGAUUUCUGAUAUAAAUGAUAUUGCAAUACAAGAUACAGUAAUUACUAACUCUGUUACUGAAAAUGAGCCUGAACCGAGUAGUUCAGAACAGGGGAGUUCUUAUGAUAUUUUAUUUGAUCAACUUAAAGAAAAUAACAAACAUAUAUUUGUUUUAAGUACAGCCGGUAAACCUAUUUACACACGGUUUGGAAACGAAAACCAAAUGGCCUCCCUCUUUGGUUUAAUGAUAGCUCUAGUGUCAGUGACCCAAGAUUCAAAUGACACAUUGCAGUCGAUUUGCUGUGGUCAGACUCGAAUAGUGUUUUUAAAUAAGGAUCCUCUUAUACUGGUCGGUGUUUCUCAAUCUUCUGAGCCUAAUGACCAAAUUAAAAAACAAUUAACAUAUGUCUAUAACAAUAUAAUUAGUACAUUGACAUUAACCCAAUUAAAAAAAAUCUUCCACAAUAGAACUAAUUUUGAUUUGAGGCGAUUAAUGAGUGGAUCUGAAAGAUUGAUCGACAAACUUAUAACGUUCACUGAGAAUGAUCCAGGAUUUUUAUUAGAUUCCAUUAGUUGUCUACAAAUGCCAUCUAGUAGCAGAGAUAAAAUAACUCAAACUAUAUUGACACAAUGCAGUAAAAUAAAAAAUUUAGUAUUUGGUUUAUUGAUUGCUCAAAAACAUGUAAUAUCGAUUGUACGUAUGAAAAAAUACUCGCUGCAUGUAUCUGAUAUUCACUUAAUAUUAAACCUAAUCAAUUCAACAGAAUCGUUUAAAACAGCAGAGAGUUGGACACCUAUUUGUUUACCUACAUUUGAUUCUAGUGGUUACAUGCAUGCUCAUAUAUCAUAUUUGGCAGAAGAUUGUCAAGCAUGUCUAGUUUUGUUAACAAUCGAUCAUAAUCUUUUUUUUGCACUAUCAGAUGCCAAAAGAAAAAUCACUGAAAAAAUGCGUUGCAAUGAUUGUCUCCAUGCAAUCAACGAAGCAAUUAUUCGCCAACCCGUCAGUUUAGCACGAGCAAAUAUUACAGGGUUACGGCAUCUUUUGUACAAGAACAAAAACCGCUCACAACACUGGUGCCCUCCAUUUACUUCCCCAUAUAAUACCACUGAACUACAACAAAACCUCAUGUCAGUAUAUAGUUCAUUGAUCAGCCAAAUGAAUUUCCCUGGGCGUACAUUGAAAGUGAUUUUUCAACAAUUAACAGCUGAAACUAUGCUUGCUUGGGCAACUGACGAUGUUGAAUUGUAUAUGAGUUUUGAGCCACUUGUUUCUAAGGAAUGUGCAACAAAUGCAGUAACUAAACUAACACAAUGGAUGAAAAAAGAAGAGGAUUCAUUAUUUAUAUUUAAUAUUCCCAUGUUUUAAAAUCAACCAUUGUAUGAAAUUGAAUCCAGAAUUUGUGAUAAUACUAAUUAUACAUUAAUAGGUAAAUAUAUAUAUAUAAAUAUACUUAAGAAUUAUAAAUAAUUGUUAUACAUUUUCAACUUUAUAAGUUCCUCUAUAUUAUAUUUCUUUAUAUCUGCAGAUAUGUUGGAAAAGUAUGUUAAAUAGAUAAAAUUAAAAAAAAAUUAAGAAUGUUAGUUAAAUAUUUUUACAGUUAGUUUUUUCAUUAAUAUUGGUAAUUAUAUGAAUUCAUACUAUUUAAGAAAAAUAUAAAUUAUUUAAACUGUGAAUAUAUUAAUAUGGUAUUAAUAACUGUCCAGGUAUAAAAUAUUGGCAUGAGAAUUGUACUUGUAUAGUUAUUAAUAUUCAAAUAUGAAUUAUAUAUUAAUUUAUUACUCACUCAAUGUAAUAUAAAUUGUAAAAUUGUGAAAUACUUAACUUAUUAUUGCAUUUAUGUUAUACUAGUGUGGUAUGAUGAAAUUUAUACAAACAAAUUAAAUUGUUAUUGUUUUUUAUAAUAACCAAAAUUAAAUUGUUAUUGUUUUUUAUAGUAACCG
Messenger RNA from Myzus persicae (green peach aphid), 2448 nucleotides. RefSeq names its product protein SAND (gene Mon1). The record is from RefSeq and is a predicted model, not a curated record. Gene Ontology annotation, biological process: endosome to lysosome transport via multivesicular body sorting pathway; protein targeting to vacuole. Lineage: Eukaryota; Metazoa; Arthropoda; Insecta; Hemiptera; Aphididae. The coding region runs from base 494 to 1873 and encodes 459 amino acids. The transcript is spliced from 8 exons.